UGUUCCGGUCGCGUCGACGGGCGGCCGGAAUCCCGCACCUCGCAACACUGAUUCCGUACUAACAUCUACAACUUUUAUACGCUUGUGAAUGCGCGCACUAAGCAGCGGGCACGUGAGAAGCCCGCUCAACGUUUUUCUCGCUCACACUCUGUGACAAUUGUGUCGCGAACUGUUUCCCGCCAAUUUCGGUGAAAAGUUUUUGGCGCGAAAGCCCACGGACCGAGCGAGGAUGGCUCGUCAGUGAAGAUUGAGGUGUGUUUUGGCUUGUUUGGCCGAUUUGACAUAAUGGAUGACUGGGAGAGACACGUGACCCCCCUUCUGCAGGACAUGGGGUGUUCCAAUGAGGACGCUCAAGAUGACUUCUUUCAUCAGCAAGAUUUGCUGGUUGGCAGUAGCGGGGCGGGCAAUGGUGGAGCGGCAACCUCACCAGACGGUGGUUCCAGUUCCGCCCCACCACUAUCACCAGGGGGCUCAGGCGUCGUUGGCGGCGCUCUGUCACCCGGGGCUGGAAGCCAUGCUAGUACACCGGCCGCCUCGUGUUGCGAUACCCCUCGGCCUAUCAUCACAGACCCGGUCUCCGGUCAAACAGUUUGUUCCUGCCAGUAUGAUGGUGCAAGACUCGCUCUCUCCUCAUACCCUCGGUUGUCAAGCGCCGCGGUGGGGGUAUACGGCGCCCCCUACCCAUCCACAGACCAAAAUCCUUAUCCGAGUAUUGGCGUCGACAGUUCAGCUUUCUAUUCACCUUUGAGUAACCCAUACGCCCUGAAAGAAGGUGGCGGUGAAAUGUCUGCGUGGACAUCAGCGGGCCUUCAACCCUCCAGCGGCUACUACCCAUACGACCCUACAUUAGCUGCCUACGGAUAUGGAGCGGGAUACGAUUUAGCAGCGAGAAGGAAAAACGCGACGCGAGAAUCAACAGCGACGCUUAAAGCAUGGCUGAACGAACACAAGAAAAACCCGUAUCCCACUAAAGGCGAGAAAAUAAUGUUAGCGAUCAUAACUAAGAUGACGUUGACACAAGUUUCGACGUGGUUCGCAAACGCACGGAGACGACUCAAGAAAGAAAACAAAAUGACAUGGGAGCCAAAGAAUAAAACGGAUGACGACGACGACGCAAUGCUCUCCGACGAAGAGAAAGAACAAGACGAUAAAAUUAAAAAUAGCAAAGAUGAGGAGCGGAAGGAUGAUCUGCUGCAAGGGAUGCAUAGCCAGCUACUCGGAUACGGGAUAAAGGAGGAAUCGAAGCGGGGUCCCUCCGAGUGUGGUGUGCCUAUACCUGCUUCGAAGCCGAAAAUUUGGUCCUUAGCUGAUACGGCGGCGUGUAAAACUCCACCACCAGCCGCUCAACCUUGGCCUCAGCAUGGUUAUGGACCCGAACGACCGCCUCCAGCCGAUGGCAGUUCCAACGGAUUUGUGCUGCCCGCAACGGCUGCAGCUAGCCCUGCGAGCGGAUCCUACGGACGGUACGGUGGCUUCCCUGGUGGCCAAUACAGCGGGCAACACCCCUGCAUACAUCCAGCUGCAUUUCCUGAUGUGCAAACGGACACGCCACCACAAACACCCCCCAAUAUGAAGGUGCACAGUGUCGCAAACCCUCUUGGAAGUGGUGGUUCUGGCUACUGCUUCCCCCGGCACCAGCAAUCACCACAGCGUGACCCCUACCACAAUCCCCAUCACACGAACAACCAUCAGCCGAACCAGCAUCACAACGAAGGAUCAGCGGCCUUUAAACCGUUUUAUAAAAGAUAAAGUAAGUGGAAGCUGGGCUACUGCGGGAAAGCCCCGUCAACUAUAAAAGGACAAUUAACUAACAGUGGCACAGUGUUUUCAUAAAUCCCAACCACAAACGACGUUGUAACGACACUUCGAUGAUAACACGAAUAAAUAGUUUUCGUACAUUUUGUUAAUCAUUUUGAUAAUAAAGCACGUGCAAUUAUGUUUCUGUGUAUCUUGGAAAGCUUGUAAGUAUCAAAGAACGUAUCUCGUAAUGAGGCUUCGUAUGUAUUUUGAAGAAAUAACGCGGAAGUACUAAAGAACCAUCUUUGAUAUUUGACUUCGUACUGGUUGGUUAGAAAUGCUUUGUUAAUGCGUCGAGCUGUUGACUGUUCAGGAACUAAAAAUUGUAUCACAAUCAUUGCUCAGUAUUUUUAUAGAAUUAAGAAUAUUGUGGAUGUAAUAUUAUCCAAAUUAUUUAUAGAAAACUAAAUUGAAAGGUCUUGUGGAGUUGAUUAGAGAAAUAUUGUAAAUUAAUUAGGAAAAGCCUGAUAAGUAUCAUCCUAUGUUUUUGUUCUUCCAUAUAAUUUUGUCGUAAGGUGUAUAAUUUUUUAAUUGUUAAAAUCCCCGUGUAAGACGUAUUAUUUUUGUUGAAUUGUGUAAACAAUCGUCGACUUUCAUGUUGUUGUCUUUGUAUAUAAGUAAAGUUAUGUAGAUUUUCUAUUUUAGUUUCACAUUAAAUGUACAAAGUAAUUAAUGCUUUUGAUGCAGUUUGCACUUUGAUGCAGUUUCGUGGCAUCUGAACGAAUUUUAUAAAUAUUGUUAAAAGUAUUAUUAGAUUACAUGUAUAUAUAUUUUACUGGCAACGUUCUUUUCGGUGUUAAGCCUAUACAUGGCUUUACGAUAAGCUAUGAAUAAUGCAGGUUUUAUAUUAGAUUCCAAUGCAUUUACGUAAUCAGUCAAAAUUCAUAUAUUUAUAAAUGUAAGAUCACAAUCUCCUUAGUUAAUUCCCUUAGUGCAAUUUAUUUUAAAAUACACUUAAAAUCGCUUAUAAAUUAUUUAUGACCAAAAGCUGCAUAUAGAAUUAUGAAGUCCAGUUAAAUUGUACAUAGCAAAGCUAAUAUUAUUCAGAGAAUGCACUAAACCUCAUAUGACUGUUUAAAGGGUCAGUGUUCAGUAGUUAAAUAUACCGUCACUCGAAGAGCUUCACUGUAUCUUUAAAACACAGAAAAUUCAUAAGCGAACUGAGUCUCAAACUACGAAAUGCUAUUCAACUAAUUGAGGCUUAUAGUACGUUUCUGAACAAGACUGUGUUUAUCUUACUUAUGUAUUAAUGUAAUUUACAAUUUCAUACAUGAUAAGCCACAACUUUCCUUUGCUUACAGAGGAAAUCCCGGAACGUUUCGAACUGAGAAGGACUUUUGUAUAGGCUACAUAGACUUCUCUGUUCAAAGUGAAUUAAAGAUUGAUACAGUAAUCUAUAGUGUAACCGACUUUGAGUAUUUAGUUUCUUUAACUAAAGUAACAACUGAACAUUGCCGUUUAGUCAUUGAAAAUUAAAAUGUAAUUUAAACCACAUACAAAUGUCCGUCUUGACGUAUUGUACGUAGGUCACAUAUUUACUGCAAUAUUUUGAGGCUUGUUAUAUAAGACUCAGUUUAAAAAUAAAUUGUGACCAAAUCGAAUACAUUUUCUUAAUAUUAAAUGUCCUAUAUAGAUAUUUCUAAAUAUGUACCUAUUCAU
This is a messenger RNA of Pieris rapae (cabbage white), 3456 nucleotides long. RefSeq names its product homeobox protein caupolican. Gene Ontology annotation, cellular component: nucleus. Lineage: Eukaryota; Metazoa; Arthropoda; Insecta; Lepidoptera; Pieridae. The coding region runs from base 286 to 1749 and encodes 487 amino acids. The record is from RefSeq and is a predicted model, not a curated record. The transcript is spliced from 6 exons. Gene Ontology annotation, biological process: neuron differentiation; cell development; regulation of transcription by RNA polymerase II. Gene Ontology annotation, molecular function: RNA polymerase II cis-regulatory region sequence-specific DNA binding; DNA-binding transcription factor activity, RNA polymerase II-specific.